AUCAGGAGCAUUCUUCCUGUACAUGUGCCUCUGUCACUCAUGCCAAACGGCCACACAACUACACCACACACCCAGCUGUGUUUCCACUGUGUCCUCUGUGUUCCCACACAAGCCUGGUCUGUCACUCUGUCAGUUCCAGUCGGACUCUCCUUAUCGGACAGCACCUAAGCAAAUUCUCUGAAUCACCAGCACCUUAGUUACAUUUUCUGUGGAUUUUAUUAUUUGUCAAAGAGUUAAAAAAGUAAUUUAUUGUUUGUUUUUAUUUGGUGGAAGAAACAAAGUAAGGACUUCUCUCCAGUGUAGACUUUUAUAUCAGAAAAGUACUUGGCUGUUUUAGUUUUCCAAAAUGGCUCCUGUGAGAGGCUGGGUGGUGGGACUCCUGCUGGUGCUCCUGAGCCCCUCUCAGCUCCCGCUCUCUGGUGUGGUGAGUGCCCAGGACGUGGCCGAGGCAGAGGAAGACCUUUCCAGAAAUGAAGAGGAGGUGGUGGCUGAAGAGGCCGCUGAGGGUGACAAUGGUGCUGGUGAAGAAGAGAUAGCGGAGGAGGAAGAUGGGGGAGAAGCAGAAGAAGAAGAGACUGUGGAACAGGAGGAGGAGGAGGAGGAGGAGGAGGAGGAAGAGGAAGAAGAGGAAGAAGUGGAGGAUGUAGCAGAGGAGGAGGAGGAAGAGGUGGCGGAAGCUGCUGAGGAAGAAGAGGCUGAAGAAGAGGAGGAGGAAGCUGUUGAAGAAGAGGAGGCUGAGGAGGAAGAGGAAGAAGAAGAGGAGGAAGCUGUUGAAGAAGAGGAGGCUGAGGAGGAGGAGGAGGAAGCUGUUGAAGAAGAGGAGGCUGAGGAGGAGGAGGAAGAGGAAGAAGAGGUGGAGGAAGCUUCUGAGGAAGAGGAGGAGGAAGAAGCAGAGGAAGAAGCAGAGGAGGAAGAAGAGGAAGAAGCAGAGGAGGAAGAAGAGGCUGAGGAGGAGGAAGCAGCAGAGGAGGAAGACGAAGAGGGGAAAGAUGUUGAGGAGGAAGAUGAUGAUGCUGAAGAGGACGCUGAGGACACAGUAGCAGAGGAAGAAGAAGAGGAGGAGGAGGAUGCAGAUGAGGAAGCUGAAGCUGAAAAUGAGGAAGAAGAGGAGGAGGAGGAGGAGGAGGAGGAAGAGGCCUCUGAAGAUGAUGAAGAAGAAACUGAGGAAGAGGAGCUAGCCGGAGAAGAGGAGGCUGAUGAUGCUGAAGAAGAAGAAGAAGAGGAUGUUGCUGACGAUGAAGCUGUACAGAACACAACUGAUGCACUGGAAGAUGAAGAUUUGCCAACAGAUGACGAUGCAGCAGAAGUCGAAGAUGAUGUAACUGAAGAGGAGCCAGUCGCUGACUUGCUCCAAUUCCACCCGGGCUCUUUGUGUAGUGUUUGCUCCAUCUGUGAGCACUGCUCCAAACACUGUGGGGAUUGCCCCUGUGAAGAGGGAGACGAGUCAGAGCACUGUGAACAUUGCCAAGAAUGUUCAUCCUGCUACCUUUGCCCAUUACUUUGUGACACAAUUUGUACGCCAGGUGGCCUUAUUGACGAGCUAACUGGAUCCCUCUUUCAGUCUUUUUCCUCUCUUCUUUAAGCUAGCCUUUGAACCACCAUGUGGUUUCAUGAGGUAUUGCGCUCAGCAUCAGAGCUGUCUGGUUGUUCAUACCUUUCCAGCAACAUGAGGACUCCCACAGGAGCUUCACAUCGAACAGCUGACAAAAAGGAAAAAUCACGACUAGGUUUUAACUCAUGUUUAGACACUGAUUUUAACUAGCUUUGAAAGGAGACAUUUUCUUAUCUUUUUAAUGACCUGCAUACUGUAUGUGUUUUUUUCAACGCAUAACAGAAGAAAAAAAAACGUUACUGAGGCUUUAAUGUUUUUUGUAGAACUCUUAUAUAUAACAGUCAAGUAAAAAUUGUAUAGUUGACAGGAAUCAGUUAAAAUGCACCAGAUAGAUGAAAGUGAUGUCAAUGGUAACUUAUGCAAAAUGAAAAUGUAUUAUAAACCCUCACUAAAUUUGAAAAACACAACAUCAAAAACAAGUGUUUCACGAUCACUAGUUUUAAUUAAAUAAUACAAUUAUCCUUCUCCAUCAAGCUCUGCUUGUUGUAACACAUAUGUGCAUUAAAGGUAGAGGUUACAGCAGUGCUAAUGCACACUUUUUUUGAGUUCAUUAUAACCUAUUAUUUUACAUUGUUUAUUGAGAAAUAUUUUUAGAGGUAUUUUUGUGCAUAUAGAUAUGGCUAUGGCUUACUUUCAAACCAGAGCUACAAUUCAAUAUAAAUGUAAACGACUCGGGUAUAAAGUCCCUGGUAAAAUACUCUUAUGUAAGAACAACUUCUGAAGAUUCAACCCACAACUUAGUUUAAAAACCAAUGUACUUUCCUGUUGCUCAUUGGAUACACAUUGAAUUAAAGAAUGAUUAAUAAUAAGAAAAAUAAUAAACUAUGUUUUGACAAAGAA
This is a messenger RNA of Labrus mixtus (cuckoo wrasse), 2452 nucleotides long. Its product is annotated as cilia- and flagella-associated protein 251. Lineage: Eukaryota; Metazoa; Chordata; Actinopteri; Labriformes; Labridae. The transcript is spliced from 6 exons. Gene Ontology annotation, molecular function: calcium ion binding. The coding region runs from base 347 to 1582 and encodes 411 amino acids. The record is from RefSeq and is a predicted model, not a curated record.